Messenger RNA from Ruditapes philippinarum (Manila clam), 1019 nucleotides. RefSeq lists its product as uncharacterized. The record is from RefSeq and is a predicted model, not a curated record. The coding region runs from base 1 to 711 and encodes 236 amino acids. The transcript has 4 exons. Lineage: Eukaryota; Metazoa; Mollusca; Bivalvia; Venerida; Veneridae.
AUGACUAAAGAGGAAGUCGACCUAACUUUGUUUUACGUGUACAUAGAUGACAUAAGAAUAAGCAAAAACCCCGACAGGAAAGUUGCAAUAGACGAAUUUCCAAGCGACAGGUAUUUGAAUGUUGGAAAUUUAUUUGGAAGAGACACAUAUGUCCGCUUGACACGCCAGUGCGAGUAUGUUUUCACCUCGAUGAUUGAAGGUUUCGAUGGAUUUCAAACCAUAGAGGAAUACGUGACACAUUGGUUUAAUAGAAGGAAGAUGCGAAAGCUUGGGUUUUUGGUGACCGUUGGUGUGUAUUCGCAUGGUAUAGUAAUCAAUGGAGAUGGAAGUGUCAGUUUGUUUGACUCCCAUGGGCAGCUGAAAUACGAAGGAAAAUUGAUCACGUCUUUGGCCGGAGCUUUGAAUUUUCCUUCGGUCAAAGAGCUUGCUGUUUUUUUGAUAAGUAUGUAUGGUGAGGGCAGAAGCGCUGCAAUUGCUCUGGUCAGUGUGCGUUCCCCCGGAUCAUCUCGCAGAGGGGUUUGCAAGAAUGCCACUGAUCAUGAGCAAGCUGAAUUUGGUUAUCAACCAUUCUGCAUGAAAGCAACUGACACUUCGGCGAGCUAUAUCCUGCCAGAAAUCCAAAUAGAAGGCGAGAAUGUGAAUGAGAAUGUGAAAGUAUUGGAGGAAGAUGAUGUGUCACCGUAUGUUAUGCUUUUAGGAGGUGGGACUUAGAGCGCAGGGCCGAGUGAGAUGGAGGAGGGAGGAGACGGAGGAGGGAGGGGCUAGCAAGUUCUGUCGUGAUGAAUAAAUGGUAUGUACAAUAAAGAGAUGGUCUUUGGCUUUCAGCGUUCAAUCAUACAAUCUAUCUAUACACAAAUAGUCUAUAUUUAGAUAACUAGUCUAUAUUUAGAUAAUUCACUAUAAAAGAGGAUACUGUAACUGUUAUUUUUCUCACUAUUGGUUUAUUGAAAGUAUAUAGUUUUUGUUAGAAUUUUUUUUAUCAAGUAUUUAUAUGAUCUAUGCAUGAGUACAAUAGUAUU